Molecule: messenger RNA, 183 nt
Organism: Sclerotinia sclerotiorum 1980 UF-70
Lineage: Eukaryota; Fungi; Ascomycota; Leotiomycetes; Helotiales; Sclerotiniaceae
Product: mitochondrial 54S ribosomal protein YmL44
Exons: 2
Coding region: 1-183 (60 amino acids)
Cellular component (GO): mitochondrial large ribosomal subunit
Molecular function (GO): structural constituent of ribosome
Source: RefSeq, a predicted model, not a curated record
AUGAAGAUUGAUACAAAGAUACUACCAAGAGCAUCUAAAGAGCCGAGUCUUGUGCGCUUGAAGUUCAAGGAUGGGAAAGAGAUGAAUUUGGACGCAGAAAAGCUCGGUAUUAGGGGAGUAUCCGAUGAGGUAGAUAGGCAUUCACGGAUAUUGGCAAGGCAGGAGGAAUUGACAGGGAACUGA